AUGGAUCCAGAAUUGGAUUUCCAAACUGCAAGCUUGGGUGUUGCAGCUAAAGCCAUGCGAAUUGACUUAAUAAAAUGGCUGAUUCAAUUCAAGACACGAAAGCUUGAAAAACGCUUAAAAA
Entrophospora sp. SA101 is the source of this 121-nucleotide messenger RNA. The record is from the annotation of a GenBank genome assembly. Lineage: Eukaryota; Fungi; Glomeromycota; Glomeromycetes; Entrophosporales; Entrophosporaceae.